AUGAUAUCUGAUAAUUACUAUCAAGAUCCAAGUGGCCCACAGCCUCAUCAACAACAGCAGCCACAGCCACAACCUCAAACAAUUCCACAAUUCAUGAGUCCUGAAGUGUUAAAGAUGGCUUCAGUUAUGACAAAUGCUUAUCUCCCAGAUGAGAUCAAAAAUCUUGAUCCUAAACAACUUGAACAGAGAAUCGCACAAAGCCAAGCCCUUAUUCCAUCUUAUUUUGCUGUUACUCCAAAUUCAAUUAUUCACCGCAUAAAGAAUUUGGCCUGUCCAUUUUUCGUUAAACAAUGGUCAAGAUCAGUACCAGAGGGACAACAAUUCAUUCCUAUUAAUAAUCCAAACGCUCCAGAAUUAUAUACUCCUAUUACUUUCUGCUUCUUAUUCUUCUUACUCUCUGCUCUCAUUUCUGGAGUCCAGAACAAGUUUUCUAUGGACUACCUUUACCUCCAAAUCAUCAAAUUUGGAUUAAUUAUUUUUGUUGAAGUAGCAAUUUGCAAGACACUCUUUAAGAAUGUUGGUGUUCAAGGAAGCUAUCCAAUUUUAUCUUUAAUUGCCGACUUUUCUUGCUUAUCAUUUUAUAUGUGCGUUGUUACUCUUUUCUCAUGGAAUUGCGCUCUCUACUGGAUUUCAUUUUUGUACUGCGCUUUCUCAGCCAUGAUUUGGACAUUGAGAACUUUGAAUAGCGAACAAUGCAUGGCAGGCCGUCAGUCUUCAUCAACUGUUAUCACAUACGUUUUGUUAUUCCUUGCCUUAGCUCAAAUUGCUCUUCUCUUCUUCCUUGCUCCAACAAUUUACAAUAUUGGAACAAAAGUUGCAGCACCAGCUCCAGCAGCAACUCCAGUUCCAGUUCAAACAGAGUUAGUUGUUGAAUGA
Messenger RNA from Trichomonas vaginalis G3, 876 nucleotides. Its product is annotated as ER to Golgi vesicle-mediated transport. The transcript has a single exon. Bases 1 to 876 code for a protein of 291 amino acids. NCBI's taxonomy places the organism in Eukaryota, Parabasalia, Trichomonadida, Trichomonadidae. Gene Ontology annotation, cellular component: COPII-coated ER to Golgi transport vesicle; endoplasmic reticulum-Golgi intermediate compartment; endoplasmic reticulum membrane. Gene Ontology annotation, biological process: endoplasmic reticulum to Golgi vesicle-mediated transport. The record is from RefSeq and is a predicted model, not a curated record.